AUGGAAACCAUCAAGUCCGUACUCUACAGCUACCCGCCACCACCCCCACGAACACGCACAAGACCCUUCCGGGUGAUCUGCGUCGGCCUUCCCCGAUCCGCAACUGAAAGCCUCAGCCAUGCGCUGGAAAAGCUCGGUCUUCGGCCCUACCACGGCUGGAAUCUUGUGUUCGACUCACCCGAGUACAUCGAGCAGUGGGCACGUCUCGCGAAGCGCAAAUACGCCGGUGACCCAGAUGGAGACGUGCACAUCUCGAAGGCGGAAUUCGACGCCCUGAUUGGCGACCAUGACGCGGUGUUGGAUUCUGUUCCGGCCAUGUUUGCGGCGGAAUUAAUCGAGGCGUAUCCGGAAGCGAAAGUGAUCUUGAAUACGCGACGAGACCUGGAUGCCUGGCAUAAGAGUAUCAUGAAGACGAUCGUGGGAAUUGAGGAUAGCUGGUUCCAAUGGCUGAUCAAGGUGUUUAAUGCGGAUAUGUUUUGGGUGUGGGAGGUGUAUUUCACGUAUGCGUAUUGCGGGUUGUUUCGGAGCCCGGUGAAGCAGUCUUCCAGGGACGGAAUUAGUAGGAACGGGAAGUGGGUGUAUCGCGAUCAUUGCAAUAUGGUUCGGGGGAUGGUGGAGAAGCAGAGGUUGUUGGAGUGGGCCGUCGAGGAUGGAUGGCGGCCAUUGUGUGAGUUCCUGGGCGAAGAGGUCCCGGAUGAGCCGUUUCCGAGGGGAAAUGACCCGGCUGCGUUUGAUGAAAUGGCGGCCAAGAGAGUAAAGCCGCGCAUCGGGGGAGCUUUGUGUAAUAUGGCCAUUACUGCCAUUUCCGUUAGCGUCGUGGCCACUUUGGUAGGGGUUUCUGUUAAAGAAAGGGGGGUGCCCUGGAAGACGAUCGGGGGGAUAUCAAGCACGGUGUUCGCCGACCUCCAAGAGAAUGUUGGCGGUGGCCGCUCCGGGGCACGUGACCGCGCCUCUUACUUCAGUUUGCGGUCUCAGGCCAGUUAA
Molecule: messenger RNA, 984 nt
Organism: Aspergillus heteromorphus CBS 117.55
Lineage: Eukaryota; Fungi; Ascomycota; Eurotiomycetes; Eurotiales; Aspergillaceae
Product: sulfotransferase family protein
Exons: 4
Coding region: 1-984 (327 amino acids)
Source: RefSeq, a predicted model, not a curated record